AUGGAUGCGUGACGAGGAGGCAGGAGCGAUGAUCAUCGCAGUCCAAGAUUCAACGCAGAUCAUCGCAUCCUCAUCAACCUUGCCAGAGACAAACACCUUUUGACGUCGAGCAAGGCCUUCAUCAGAGUCUACACUUUGUUGGAGACAAGCCUGCGUCUCGUGGUGGUUGGCAACUGCCUGCUUCGGCUGUUCGAUGACCAGGGAACCUUGAGAAAGGGAGGUCACCAACUUCGGCUCAGGAGUCGGCUGCCUCUAGACGAGAAUGGGUCCAUUUCGGAAGAGACACUGCUCAACGCCUCCUCCAUUCCUGCGGCCAGCAUACUCGUUCGUCUCCUGCCAUACACAGAAGUAAGUGUGCAACAAUAUCUCCCUCUAGUCUAA
This is a messenger RNA of Protopolystoma xenopodis, 381 nucleotides long. NCBI's taxonomy places the organism in Eukaryota, Metazoa, Platyhelminthes, Monogenea, Polystomatidea, Polystomatidae. The record is from the annotation of a GenBank genome assembly.